UACAGCACAAACUGGGCCGGAGCCGUAAUCGCACUGGACCCGAGCACCGACACCAACACCAACACCAGCACCAACACGAACACCACGCGCUUCACCUCCAUCAGCGCAACAAUCACCGUCCCCACACCAGCGCCCCUCCCAGCAAACAGCACAGACUAUCAGACCGCCUCAGCCUGGAUCGGACUCGACGGCGGCGAGAGCCACACCAGCACCACCAGCACCACCACCACCACCACCAACGCGAUCCUCCAAACCGGCGUAGACCUCUACGUAAUCGACGGGCAGGCGUACACGGACCCGUGGUAUGAAUGGUACCCUGAUUUCGCGCGGUACUAUGACGAGUUCGUGGUGAAUCCCGGGGACGAGCUUGGGGUGUCGGUGACGGCGGACCCCGGCGGGAGGGUUGGGGUGUGUGUGGUUGAGAAUCGUAGCUCUGGGGCCUCGGUUACGCAGACGCUGACGGCGCCCAAGUCGACGGCUACGUUGGCUGGGCGCACGGCGGAGUGGGUGGUUGAGGGGUUUGCGUCCGCUCUGGAUGAGGCGGAUGCGGUGCCGUUUGUCGGGUUUGAGCCUGCUGUUGGCUUUCGGGAGUGUGCUGCGGUUGCUGGGGGGAAGGCGUAUUCGUUGCUGGAUGCGACGGCCUUGUAUGAGAUUGUG
Aspergillus homomorphus CBS 101889 is the source of this 657-nucleotide messenger RNA. RefSeq names its product concanavalin A-like lectin/glucanase. NCBI's taxonomy places the organism in Eukaryota, Fungi, Ascomycota, Eurotiomycetes, Eurotiales, Aspergillaceae. The transcript has a single exon. Gene Ontology annotation, biological process: proteolysis. The record is from RefSeq and is a predicted model, not a curated record. The annotation marks the transcript as partial. Gene Ontology annotation, molecular function: glutamic-type endopeptidase activity.